AUGGGAGUGAAGGAAAUGUUUAAAUUGGCCUGGGUGCCGUCCAUUCUCAUGCUCGGCGUGAUUUAUGUGGCCUACGUGUUGAUUGGUGGAGUGAUUUUCUGGAAGCUGGAAGGCGAUCUUGGGAAGAAGGACCUCAGUGAGUUAUGGAAACGCAAACAAACCCUUCUUACGACGUACAGCUGUCUGAAUCAAGAAGGUCUGGUAGCUGUGGCCCAGGUUGUUCAAGACGCCUCAAAGGCAGGUUUAAGUCUGAAAGGCAACCAAACCACUGACGGCUUCUGGAAAUUCACCAGCUCAGCUGUGUUUGCUGCAACUGUGGUCACAACUAUAGGUUAUGGAAACAUGAGUCCCACUACUACAGUUGGUCAGAUCUUCUGUGUGUUCUUCGCUCUCUUUGGUAUACCUCUCAAUGUGGUGGUGCUCAACAGAGUGGGGAAGUACAUGCUCGCACUGGGGAGGAACCUCUCAGAAUUCAUUGAAAUGAAAACUAAACGAAAGACAUGCACGCGGUUUUUUGUCCACUUCAUUAGCUACAUUUGUGGAGCAGUCCUUUUCUUUGUCGUGCCCAUGAUUGUGUUCCAGCAGCAAGAGGGCUGGACCUACUCCCAGGCCAUCUACUACUGCUUCAUCACCCUCAGCACCAUCGGUUUUGGAGAUUUUGUAGCCGACAGCAAUCCAGAUUAUGAUUACCCAGACUGGUACAGUUUCAUCAUGGCAACCUGGAUCUUCUUUGGCCUGGCUUGGCUCGCCCUGGUCAUCAACCACUCCAUCGACAUCCUGGAACGGCUCAACGGCUACUUCAAACAGCUGUGCUGUGGCCACAAGCCCGAAGACCAAUCAGCCAGUGGAGAAGACGACAGCGCUCAAACGACACUAGAGGAGAGCAAAGACACCAAGGACCCUCCAAAAUCUGGGUAAUCUUCCAAGUGAGUCAUCAAGUUACUGAAUCAUUAGCUGCAAGA
Molecule: messenger RNA, 962 nt
Organism: Nematolebias whitei (Rio pearlfish)
Lineage: Eukaryota; Metazoa; Chordata; Actinopteri; Cyprinodontiformes; Rivulidae
Gene: kcnk17
Product: potassium channel, subfamily K, member 17
Exons: 5
Coding region: 1-918 (305 amino acids)
Biological process (GO): stabilization of membrane potential; potassium ion transmembrane transport
Cellular component (GO): membrane
Molecular function (GO): potassium ion leak channel activity
Source: RefSeq, a predicted model, not a curated record